Rasamsonia emersonii CBS 393.64 is the source of this 981-nucleotide messenger RNA. Its product is annotated as Nitrilase. Bases 1 to 981 code for a protein of 326 amino acids. Lineage: Eukaryota; Fungi; Ascomycota; Eurotiomycetes; Eurotiales; Trichocomaceae. The record is from RefSeq and is a predicted model, not a curated record. Gene Ontology annotation, molecular function: hydrolase activity, acting on carbon-nitrogen (but not peptide) bonds, in linear amides. The transcript has 7 exons.
AUGUUCGCGGGAUGGCAAGUAAUUGCGGAGGAAGUCUUACGGGACCGAAUCGGGAAGCCUGACUACAUAGAGAUAAUUACGAUGGUGAUAGCUUGCCGUAUUCUGGUUAAGAAAGCAGUAGCUGCUGGUGCCAAGGCACUCUUCCUUCCUGAAGCUUCGGAUUAUAUCGCUUCAUCGAGUGCGGAGACAGUGUCAUUGGUUCGCUCUGUACAAGACAGCGAAUUUGUCCUGGGUCUUCAGAAAGAGGCCAGACAAGCAAAGUUGCCUAUCAAUGUUGGGAUUCAUGAGCCCGCCGAAGGUGGUACCAAGGUGAAGAACACCUUAAUAUGGAUUGAUGAACAAGGCGAGAUCGUGCACAGAUAUCAAAAGAUCCAUUUAUUUGACGUUGAAAUCAAAAACGGCCCAGUCCUGAAAGAAAGCGAGAGCGUCGAAAAGGGGACGGAAAUCCUUCCACCCUUUGACACGGCUAUUGGGCGUGUUGGUCUGUCAAUAUGUUUUGAUUUACGAUUCCCCGAGAUCAGCCUUGCACUCAAACGUCAAAAUGCGCAGAUCAUCACAUACCCAUCUGCAUUCACUGUUCCGACAGGAAAAGCACACUGGGAGGCUCUCCUCCGUGCACGAGCGAUUGAGACUCAGUCAUAUGUGAUUGCUGCCGCGCAGGCUGGGCCUCACAACGAGAAAAGAACCAGCUAUGGUCACUCGAUGAUUGUCAAUCCCUGGGGAGAAGUGGUUGCAAAGCUAGGGGGCGAAUAUAAAGAGCCCGAAAUUGCGACUGCAGAGAUUGACCUCGACCUUGUAGCCAAAGUCCGAUCCGAAAUGCCACUACUGCGAAGGACAGACGUUUACCCUGAGUUUUGCACACUGUUUCAAACCUCAACAUGGUGCACUUCUCUGUAUACCAAGCAAAGUUUCGCUGUUGAAGACAUUCGAAUCUAUACACUGCGACCGAGAACACGGAUACUAUCCGUCCCCAUCCCAUAA